Messenger RNA from Cryptomeria japonica (Japanese cedar), 504 nucleotides. RefSeq names its product extensin-like. The transcript has a single exon. Bases 1 to 504 code for a protein of 167 amino acids. NCBI's taxonomy places the organism in Eukaryota, Viridiplantae, Streptophyta, Pinopsida, Cupressales, Cupressaceae. The record is from RefSeq and is a predicted model, not a curated record.
AUGGCCUCUCCAGCUAAUAAAACCACUCCCACUACUUACCAAGAGAUUCCCAGAGUGGGAACAAGCUCUUCUCAACCUAAGAUUACUCAUGCAAUCCCUUUAGCGGCUAUCCCACCAAUCCAUGCCAUUGCUGAUAAACCUUUUGAAGCACAAAACCAUCCAAUUGCGGCUCAAAAUGCUCAGGCUAGUAAGUCAAGCAUACCACCACAAAAGGAAGUUGUCAAACCAAAGAGAAAGAGAACAGUUGAGGAUUUCACUGUAGUCCCCUCUAACAGUGAACAUUCUAAAGAGCUAAGCCCUUCCCCAAGAGCAAGAAAACCUACCCCUAAGAGAAGGAAGGUUUCUCCUAAGGAACCAUCUUAUCAAUCAUCCAUGCAGGCUCCCCCAUAUACAGAUAAUUCACAAGAGGAAGGGUCUAACCCUCAAGAGGAAUCCUCGAAGCCCAAAAGGAGAUGGGAUCCUACAAAAAAUGCCACACCCUCAACUGCAGUUGCAUCGGAAUAG